Messenger RNA from Hevea brasiliensis (rubber tree), 4170 nucleotides. Its product is annotated as phosphatidate phosphatase PAH2. Gene Ontology annotation, molecular function: phosphatidate phosphatase activity. The record is from RefSeq and is a predicted model, not a curated record. Lineage: Eukaryota; Viridiplantae; Streptophyta; Magnoliopsida; Malpighiales; Euphorbiaceae. Bases 545 to 3625 code for a protein of 1026 amino acids. The transcript has 12 exons.
CAUUCGAAUAAUCUAAAACGAAUAUGCUUUCUUUGCAUACUCGUCUUUCUUAUUACUUGCUUCCAUUUGGAUUUGGAGUUUUCAGGCUUUCCAGUUUAAAUGUCUCUCUUACGAGUUUUUGAGCUGCUUUGGUCUCUUCUUGAUAUUUUCUUAUUUUUAACUUAAUUUGAGCUGUUGGGUAUUGGCAACAUAUAUGUGUUUCGUGGGUGUCUUUUCAAUUUUUGUUUUGAUGCUUUAGAAGUCCUUUCUCUCUUCAUCUGAUUUUUGUUUCGUGGUACCGUUCAAAAAAAAAAAAGCAUUGUUAUUUUGUGUUGUUAUUAAUUGGAUAAUUAACCUGCGAUGUGAUUUUGGGUUUUUUGAUCUGGCUUCUAUUAGAAAUGAAGCUUUGGAGAUACUGGGAGGCUUAGGAGCGUGUCGAAUUCAAGGUUUUGAGGUGUAUACUGGGAGAGCCUCGCAAUCUUGUGGGGGUUCAUAGCUCAGGUUCUUAAGUUAUGAUUGAAUUUUGAGAAUUUGUGUGUUGAGUGAUCUGAGGAAUCCAAGUGUCAUGUAUGCUGUAGGGAGGCUGGGAAGCUAUAUAACCAGAGGGUUUUAUACUGUCUCGGGCCCCUUUCAUCCUUUUGGUGGGGCGGUGGAUAUCAUUGUGGUGGAGCAGACAGAUGGGAGCUUUAAAUCCUCGCCUUGGUAUGUUCGGUUUGGGAAAUUUCAAGGGGUUUUGAAGGCAAGAGAGAAGGUUGUUAACGUUAGUGUUAAUGGAAUUGAUGCGAAUUUCCACAUGCAUCUUGAUCGGAGAGGAAAAGCUUACUUUCUUAGGGAGGUAGAAGGAGAUGAAGGGGAAUCUGUUUCAUCAUCUUCUAGUAAUGAGACAGAUGAACAAUCCCAGAAAAGCAGGAGGCCAAUGAAGUCCAAAAGUUGUGAUUUUGAUGGCAAUCGGACAAAUUCAGGUGGCCAGAUUGAUGGAAAUAAUGGGAAGAUUGUCACUAGGACUAAUUCCAGCUGGUCAAGGAUAUUUGGUCUUGUUUUUGGACAAAUGUCAAUGAAGGAAGAUGGUUUUCGAGAUGGAAAUAAAGGUGAUGGCGCCGGAAUUGCAAGGAUAAGUUCAUUGGAGCAAGCAGAGAUUGCAGCCAACCUCUUGGAUGUGAAGUGGUCAACUAAUCUUGCCACUAGUAAGUCCAGGAAAGAUAAUGCUUCACAGUUUUCUACUUCAGAUACGUCUGAUGGUAAAGGGGACAGAGAUAGGCUGAUCAAUGAUGGACGAAGCCACGUUGGCUCAUCUUUGCAGGUUGCCACUGAAACCAGUGUGGGCCAUUAUAUGUUGGCUGAGGAAACUGAUUCUUGUAAUAUGCAAAUGGGCAACAAUUCCCACUCCGGUUUUGAGAAUGGGGAAGUUUCUGUUGAAGAAACUAGUGUAGAAAUGUCAAGUUUAGGUGCCACUGAACAAAAUGUUGAGACUUUUGUAUUAGAUGAAAGUUUUCUGGAAGAAAAAUUGGAAGAAAUAUCUGGAAUAUCAAGAACCAACAAUGAACCUGGUUUACAGAAUGCUGAUGAAGAUGGGAAUUCUGAGGGUGUAAUUUCUAAGAAGAGUGGGUUCAAUAGAAUUCAAUCCUUCAUUUACUGCAAGAAAUCUGAUAACUCAUUAGUGGGGUUGGAUGGUUCAAAAGAACAAUCUGCAGAAACGCUGUACCUCACUAGUGGAGGACCUGGUGAUGUUAAUUUUUGUGCUGAAACUUUGCAUGUGACAACCGAGUUACUACGCGAGGACACAGUUACUCAGCAAGAUGAGGAAAUAGAGUUGGAGACAGUAUGCACCGAGUUUUGUGAUAAUUACCCUCAACUAGCAAAUCCAUCUCCUUCUCCUAUAUGUGGCCAUGAUGAGGUGAACCUUGAAGUGCCAUUGGCAGAGCCAAAUUCCUAUACUCAAAUGGUUACUGUGGAUCCCAUAAUUGGUUUGACUGAAAUAGAGUCAAAGAGCUCCAGUUUUACCAACUCAGUUUGCCAAUUUGAAACUGGGAUAAAUGUUAUUACCGGGGACAAGCUACAACCCUCUUUGGAAUCAGUGGGUGGUUCGGAACAACUUAAUGGUGAUUGUGACCUGGCAAACGCAUUUAGUGUUCCAGUAUCUGAGAGUUCAGAAGAAGAAUUAAUUUUCAGUGAUCUUGAUGACUUCAAACGCAAAGAAACUCAGGGAAAGUUGAAAUUUUUAGAUGGCGUAGUUGAAGAAAAUAAUCUCUCAUUUUGUCCUCAGUGCACUGACGAGGUGAAUGGGCCUCUCAGUAUAAAUGAUGAAUCCUUUUCAUCUCAAGACAGCUUUUUCCAAAAGAAUCAAUUAACUGAUGUUGAAACCUCUGUGGGCAAUUCAAAGGAAGCAUCAAGUCCCAUUUCUAUUCCUAACCUUCAUAGGACUGCUGGUGCGGAAGUUGGGCGAUUGGCAGAAUCAUUACCUAAUAUGUGGACUUGCAGUGAUGAUAUGGGUACAGAGGAUCUCCAUCAUCCUUUAAGCCGUUCACUGGACUCAGAUUCCAAACCCUUGCAGUGGAAAUUACAUAGCAAAGAUGAGUCAUGCUGUAUAAAUUCAGUUAGAGACAAGGAAAACCAAUCAUCACCCGAGCCCUCCAAUAAGGAAGAUUCUCAUCAUCCAGAAAUAAAAAAUGGUGCUGCCAAUCCAGCUGUUGGAGAUCCAUCAAAAGCCAUUGUUACGACUGGUGGAAGCUGGAGACUUUGGCCUUUCACUUUUAGAAGAUCAAGAUCUAGGAGGAUCACUCAACCAACUGUAACUGGUAGGAGGAGUUCUGAUGCUGAGAAUUUUUCAGACAGCAAUAUAUAUAUGGAUGAUGAAAAAAAUGUGGUUAAGCCCAAGAUCUCGAAAAAGAUGAUAAGGGCAAUCGCUCCAACAUCUGAAGAGUUGGCAUCCUUGAAUCUGAAGGAAGGAAGUAAUACGGUCACAUUCACAUUCUCCAGUGCAAUGCUGGGAAGGCAAAAGGUUGAUGCUAGAAUAUAUUUGUGGAAAUGGAACACUCGCAUAGUGAUCUCAGAUGUUGAUGGGACGAUAACAAAAUCAGAUGUUCUUGGUCAGUUCAUGCCUUUGGUUGGGAUGGAUUGGUCACAAACUGGGGUUGCACCUUUAUUUUCAGCUAUUAAGGAAAAUGGGUAUCAAUUGCUUUUUCUAAGUGCUCGUGCAAUAUCUCAAGCCUAUCAUACUAGACAAUUCCUAGUCAACCUUAAGCAGAAUGGGAAGGCAUUACCAGAUGGUCCUGUAGUCAUAUCCCCUGAUGGUCUUUUUCCUUCGUUAUUCCGUGAAGUCAUUAGAAGGGCUCCUCAUGAAUUCAAGAUUGCAUGCUUAGAGGAUAUCAAGGCAUUGUUUCCUUUGGAUUGCAACCCUUUCUAUGCUGGUUUUGGAAAUAGAGAUACAGAUGAGAUUAGCUACCUUAAGGUUGGAAUACCGAAGGGAAAAAUCUUCAUCAUCAAUCCCAAGGGUGAGGUUGCUGUGAACCGCCGUGUUGACACAAAAUCAUACACUACGCUUCAUGAUCUUGUGCAGGGGAUGUUCCCAACCAUGACAUCAUCUGAGCAGGAGGAUUAUAAUUCAUGGAAUUUCUGGAAAUUACCUCCUCUUGUAAUUGAUGUUUGAGGUGUCAACUGGAGAUCUAUCCUUAAACACCUGAAUACCGAGAAAAAUGUGUUUUGGCCUUGCUUGUUCUGGUUCUGUCGCUCUUCAGGUUGUGUGUGGCCAAGACCUACGACAGAAGUCUCAUUGCUGGUUGUACUAGGCUGGCUGCAUGGCCCAAGAGGAGUUCAUAGAAGAUUCUGCAAAAAAAGUUGAAUUCAUUAUACGUUUAUCUUGUUUCAGGAACAGUUAAAUGUACAAUAUUUGUAUAGAGCAUACAUUUAGCCCCAUAAAUGCAAUCAUUUCUCAUGGGAAGUAGGCAUGCCUGGAAAACAUUAUUGCAUAAUUCUCAGUAUGAAAUGCAUCGUCAUUCCUUGUCAUUGAUUGAGAGUUUAUACUCAGGCCGGAAAAGUUCUGAGCGUUUUGGUCAUCUGGAAUUAAACUUGUGUUUGGUUCGUGCACAAUAAGCUUAAUUUUCCAGACGGUCAUACAUUAAGCAUGUUGCAUCUGUGCUGUGCUCAUUUCUGUAGUGUAUUAUUAUUCAAUUUAGUGGUAGAUUCUCUGUUCUA